Molecule: messenger RNA, 5287 nt
Organism: Heterocephalus glaber (naked mole-rat)
Lineage: Eukaryota; Metazoa; Chordata; Mammalia; Rodentia; Bathyergidae
Gene: Nek1
Product: NIMA related kinase 1
Biological process (GO): protein phosphorylation
Molecular function (GO): protein kinase activity; ATP binding
Source: RefSeq, a predicted model, not a curated record
GCUGACGUCACACGUCCGCGCCGGUGACGCGCCAGCCGCUCCCCCUCCUUCUGCACUCGCUCAGGCUUUGGGGCGCCAGGGUGUGUGCAGUCCCAGUCUGGAAAUCGUGAACAGUUGUUCCCCUGUCCUGGAAUCUAAAGGCGCUGUUGCGGGGCAGGAGGACGUGGCACUCAGGAUGUCAUUUUCGAAAUGUAGGAUGGUGCCUCUGGCUUGUUAGGACCCACAGGAAGACCACCACAUCUAGACCAAUGCUUAUUGGUUAUCACCUCUAUUCCUACUAAAGACCUGUGUCAUUGAGCAUACCUAUAAAAAUGCCUUAGAAAAAGAAGCAUGGAGAAGUAUGUUAGGCUACAAAAGAUUGGAGAAGGUUCAUUUGGAAAAGCCAUUCUUGUUAAAUCUACAGAGGAUGGCAGACAAUAUGUUAUCAAGGAAAUUAACAUCUCAGGAAUGUCCAGUAAAGAAAGAGAAGAAUCAAGGAGAGAAGUUGCAGUGUUGGCAAACAUGAAGCAUCCAAAUAUUGUCCAGUAUAGAGAAUCAUUUGAAGAAAAUGGCUCUCUCUACAUAGUGAUGGAUUACUGUGAAGGAGGAGAUCUGUUUAAACGAAUAAAUGCUCAAAAAGGAGUUUUGUUUCAAGAGGAUCAGAUUUUGGACUGGUUUGUACAGAUAUGUUUGGCCCUGAAACAUGUACAUGAUAGAAAAAUUCUUCAUCGAGAUAUAAAGUCACAGAACAUAUUUCUAACCAAAGAUGGGACAGUACAACUUGGAGAUUUUGGAAUUGCUAGAGUUCUUAAUAGUACUGUAGAGCUGGCUCGAACUUGCAUAGGAACACCAUACUACUUGUCACCUGAAAUCUGUGAAAACAAGCCUUAUAAUAAUAAAAGUGACAUUUGGGCUCUGGGAUGUGUCCUUUAUGAAAUGUGUACACUUAAACAUGCAUUUGAAGCUGGCAAUAUGAAAAAUUUGGUACUGAAGAUAAUAUCUGGAUCUUUUCCACCUGUAUCUAUGCAUUAUUCCUAUGAUCUCCGCAGUUUGCUUUCUCAGUUAUUUAAAAGAAAUCCUAGGGAUAGACCAUCAGUCAACUCCAUAUUGGAGAAAGGUUUUAUAGCCAAACGCAUUGAAAAGUUUCUCUCACCUCAGCUUAUUGCAGAAGAAUUCUGUCUAAAAACAUUUUCAAAGUGUGGAGUACAGCCUAUGCCAGUUAAAAGACCAGCUUCUGGACAAAGUUUGGCUUCUGUUGUGCCUGCUCAGAAAAUCACAAAGCCUGCUGCUAAAUAUGGAGUACCUUUAACAUAUAAGAAACAUGGAGAUAAAAAAUUACCUGAAAAGAAACCACUUCUAAAGCAUAAACAGGCCCAUCAAACUCCAGUGAAGAAAAAGAAUCCUGGAGAAGAAAGGAGGAAAAUGUAUGAGGAAGCAGCAAGAAAGAAAAGGUCGGAAUUUAUUGACAAAGAAAAGAAACAAAAGUAUCAGAUAAGUUUAUUGAAGGCUGAACAAAUGAAAAGGCAAGAAAAGGAAAGGUUGGAGAGAAUAAAUAGGGCCAGGGAACAAGGAUGGAGAAAUGUACUAAGUGCUGGUGGAAGUGGUGAAGCAAAGGCUCCUUUCUUUGGCAUUGGAGGGCCUGUAGUUCCAUCAUCUUGUUCUUCUCGAGGACAAUAUGAACAUUACCAUGCCAUUUUUGAUCAAAUGCAGCAACAAAGAGCAGAAGAUAAUGAAGUGAAAUGUAAAGGAGAGAUGCAUGGUCAAGGGCUUCCAGAAAGAGAUAUUCUACCUGGAGUUCGUCCAGGAUUUCCUAAUGGGGCUGCAGGUCAUCACCAUUUCCCUGAUGCUGAUGUUAUUAGAAAAACUUUGAAAAGAUUGAAGGCCGUGUCUAAACAAGCCAAUGAAAACAGGCAUAAAGGGCUGCUAGCUAUAGAAAGAGCUAAACAAGUCGAAGAAUUUCUACAACGAAAGCGGGAAGCUAUGCAGAAUAAAGCACGAGCCGAAGGACAUAUGGGAAUCCUGCAAAACCUGGCAGCUAUGUAUGGAGGCAGGCCCAGCUCUUCAAGAGGAGGGAAGCCAAGAAACAAAGAGGAAGAGGUUUAUCUGGCAAGGCUGAGGCAAAUAAGACUACAGAAUUUCAAUGAGCGUCAGCAAAUUAAAGCCAAACUUCGUGGUGAAAAGAAAGAAGCUGGUAGUUGCGAAGGGCAAGAAGAAAGUGAAGAGGCUGACUUGAGGCGCAAAAAAAUUGAAUCCAUUAAGGUCCAGACAAAUGCACGUGCUGCUAUACUAAAAGAACAACUAGAGCGAAAGAGAAAGGAAGCAUAUGAGAGAGAAAAGAAAGUGUGGGAAGAACAUUUGGUGGCUAAAGGAGUAAAGAGUUCUGAUGUUUCUCCACCUUUGGAACAGCAUGAAACAGGUGGCUCCCCAUCAAAGCAACAGAUGAGAGCUGUUAUUUCUGUGACAUCAGCUUUGAAAGAAGUUGGUAUGGACAAAAGUUUAAUUGAUUCCCAGGAAACUUCAGAAGAAAUGCAAAAAACCAACAGUGCUACUUCAAGUAAGCGAGAAAUACUACGUAGGUUAAAUGAAAACCUUAAAGCUCAAGAAGUUGAAAAAGGAAAGCAGCAUCACUCUGAUACUUGUGAGAUAAUUGUUUGUGAAGAUGCCAAAGAAAAUGACAAGGAAAAACCAGUUUUAUCUGAUCGAAAGAAGUGGGAGAUAGGAGGUCAACUUGUAAUUCCCCUGGAUGAGUUAACACUGGAUACGUCCUUCUUGGCAACUGAAAAACAUACAGUGGGAGAGGUUAUUAAAUUAGAUCCUGAUGGAUCUCCAAGAAAAGUCUGGGGGAAAAGCCCUACAGAUUCAGUUCUAAAGAUACUUGGAGAAGCUGAACUUCAACUUCAGACAGAACUAUUGGAAAAUACCACUAUGAGAAGUGAGAUUUCUCCUGAAGGAGAAAAGUACAAACCCUUAAUCACUGAAGAAAAACUACCUUGUAUUUCACAAGAAAUAAACUCAUCCACUACUGUUGAUUCUUCUGUUGAGAUCAAAAGUCCAAAGUUUAGUGAGGCAUCUCCACAAACGUUAUUGGAACCAAAAGGAAAUAUGGAAGAACCUGAUGAUUUGGAAACAGAAGUUCUACAAGAGCCAAGUAGGAAAAACAAAGAUGGGAGCUUGUCUUCUAUCGUUACUGAUGUGUGGGUUAGUGAGGAAAAAGAAACAAAGGAAACUGACGUGGAAGAGAGAGUUGCCAUUCAGCAAAAUGAAGUUUCUGAAGAUGCAAUCUUGAGGAAUGUAGACCAACUUAGUGAGGUUACUAUAGAACAUGGAGUAGAUGAUUCUCACCAUUCUAAAUAUGAUGUAGAUAAAUCUAUAAAACCAGAACCAUUUUUCCAUAAAGUGGUUCAUUCUGAACACUUGAAUAUAGUCUCUCAAGUUCAGUCAAUUCAGUGUUCACCAGAAGAAUCCAUUCCACUUCGAUCUCACUCUGAUUCACCACCACAAAAUAAAAACAAGAACUCUUUGCUGAUUGGACUUUCAACUGGACUGUUUGAUGCGAACAAUCCAAAGAUGUUGAGGACGUGUUCACUUCCAGAUCUCUCAAAGCUGUUCAGAAUCCUAAUGGACAUUCCCACUGUAGGAGAUGUUCAAGACAAUCUUGAAAUUGAUGAAAUUGAAGAUGAGCACAUUAAAGGACCUUCCGAUUCUGAAGACAUUGUAUUUGAAGAAGCUGACACAGAUUUACAAGAGCUUCAGGCCUCAAUGGAGCAGUUACUGAGGGAGCAACCUGGUGAAGAAUACAGUGAGGAGGAAGAGUCGGCCCUAAAGAACAGUGAUGUAGAGCAGACUGCAAAUGGCACAGACCUGGCAGAUGAAGAGGACAACCCCAGCAGUGAAAGUGCCUUGAACGAAGAAUGGCACUCAGAUAACAGUGAUGGUGAAGUUACUAGUGAAUGUGAAUAUGAUAGUGUCUUCAACCAUUUAGAGGAACUGAGACUUCACCUGGAGCAAGAAAUAGGCUUCGAAAAAUUUUUUGAGGUUUAUGAGAAAAUAAAAGCUAUUCAUGAAGAUGAAGAUGAAAAUACCGAGAUUUGUUCAACAGUAGUUCAAAAUAUUUUGGGAAAUGAACAUCAGCAUCUUUAUGCCAAGAUUCUUCAUUUAGUAAUGGCAGAUGGAGCCUAUCAAGAAGAUAAUGAUGAAUAAUCCUCAAGACUUUCUUUAAUCCUCAACUACAUGAAAGCAUUUGAAUUUGGCUCAUCAGAAUAACAAGCUUCGGUGGGAAAUAUAUAGAUUAUUUAUAAGAAAUACUAGAUUUAAGAUGAGCAUGCUUAUUGCAUGAAAAAGAUGGAAAAACAUGAUUUCUCAGUUAAGAUUCUAGCAUUUUACCAAUUUUAUUUUGUUUGUUGAAUUUUAUAGUUAAAUACUACAGAACAUAUAUUUGAUCAAAUCACCAACCAAAGCAUAAGCAGCAUUGACCCAGAAUUGGACUUAAUGAUUUUGAAAAUUUACCGUGCAAUAAGGUAGCUUUGACUUUGAGUAAAUGUCUUUAGAUUGAAGAAAUUAUUUCUGUCAUGAGAGACCUGCCUAUGGUUUUUCAUUUAAGUAGUUAAGCAUGGCCUUUUUUUUUUUUUUUUUUCCUCUGCUGUGCUUGUUUUCAUCCUGGCCAGCAGUUCUGCACUAAGUAACCUUAUCAAGGGCUCUAUUUAAAUCUUUACAUUUUGAAGUGGAAUUUUUAGCUUUGAAGUUUAUAUCCUCAAGUUAUUUUUCAACCAAUGUGUCUCUUGAACUAGCUGAGUGGAAACAGGCUGUAGAAACAGUUUUAGAAAUCAUUGAAAGAUUUGAUUAUGAAUGAUUCACAACGUUGUUAUUUUCUGAUAUUUAAAAAGUUGGUUAAUUCUACUUCUUUUAAGGACCAGAAAUAUUAUGUCUUAAAAAUUUAAGCUGUGAAUUUUAACACUGACCUAGCAUAUAGUAUAAAGUUACCCUUUUUUUUUUACUUCCUCUCAUGCAUAUGCUUCAGUGGCAAUGGGAGGUUAAGAAAGGAAAAGGAAUCAUCUUUAUUUUGAUAGUGACAGUUUUGGUAACUAAUGUUUGCCUUUUUUAUUUUCAUUAUGAGAGGAUUUACUUAGGUUAUUGACGUGCUGGUCACACAGCUUCACUUACACUGUUCCAAGUAUUACAUGGUUUCAUUAGAGAUGCCUACUGUCCAGAUGUUUUUAGGAAUAAAAGCAGAAUUUUUGAGCCUCUGAGUACAAAGCAGCCUGAUUAGCAUAAUCUAAAAUUUGAAAAAUAAAAUCUUGCAGCACUAUCA